This is a messenger RNA of Phoenix dactylifera (date palm), 896 nucleotides long. RefSeq names its product CASP-like protein 1E1. The record is from RefSeq and is a predicted model, not a curated record. Lineage: Eukaryota; Viridiplantae; Streptophyta; Magnoliopsida; Arecales; Arecaceae.
CUUCAUUAUAGAAGAGCUCUCCUCUCUCUCUCUCACACACACACACAAACACGCACAAUGGAGUCCAGGGUGAAGCCUGGUUUAGAUGGAACUCAAGGGACAAGGAACCAAGUGAAGGAAGACGGGGUUGGAACGCCGAGAACGGUGAGGAUAUGCGACGCGGUCCUCCGUCUCGUCGCCCUUGCAGCAACACUCAUAGCAGCGGCCGUGAUCGGCACGGCGAGGCAGACAAAGACGGUGAACAUCCAGGUGUCUCCGACUCUCCCGCCGUUGCCCCUCACGGUGGCGGCCAAAACAGCUUAUUCCUCCGCGUUUGUAUACUUUCUCAUAGCCAAUGUGAUCGCAUGCGUGUAUUCUGCUAUCUCAUUAGCGACAUCGACCGUAAAGAGGGAUAGCAAAAGUAACAUUGGAUUAUCGUUAUCCAUCAUCGACAUAGCAAUGGUGGCUCUCCUCUUCUCAGGCAAUGGAGCUGCGCUGACCUUCGGAUUGUUGGGCAAGCAUGGCAACUCGCAUGUGCAAUGGCAAAAGGUAUGCAAUGUGUUCGGGAAGUUCUGUCUCGAUGUCGCAGUUUCUAGCAUGGUGUCAUUGCUUGGAUCUGUGGCCUAUGUGCUUCUAGUCCUGCUUGCUUUAGUUAGCCUACAUAAGAGAUCUCCAUAAGAUGGAGAAAAGAAAUGUUGUAGUUCUAUAUGAUGUAUGUGAUCAUGGAUAAUAAACAAACUAUCUCUAUGUCCUCCAGCCUGUGUAUGCCAAAGAUUGAGUAGGGCAACUUACUGACAUCAGUUUGAUGCCCUCAUGUUAAUUAGGCUCAACAUUACCCAAGCUGUGAAACUUGUCCACAUAGCAAGGCUGUGAGCUCCUUUCUACAAUAACGUAUUCAACUUUGGAAUGUUGUCCUU